UAUCGCACUUUAUAAAUUCCAUCGAUACUAUCGAUGGAGCCAUCGAUGGAUUUCCCAGCUCUAGGGUUGUUGUUGCGCGAGGAGCGUAUAUAAUUUUAAUCUUAGUCGUUGGGGAAAAAAAAAUAUAUAUAUAUUCAGAAUUCAGUAUAUUGUCUAUACAAUUUAAAUAAAGUUUCGGUCAUUCUUUCUAUCCUGCCCUUUAGGGCCACAAGACUCCUGCUUAUUCGCCAGCAGUUUAAAGUGCGUGUCGGGAUUUGCAAAAAGUGUGGCAAUUGUCAAUACCUAUUGAUUUGCCAUCAACGAGGCAAAGGACACAGCAAGCAGAAUUGGAGGCAUUCGAAUGAAAUUGGCAUAGUAGAAGGAGGAACCCAGACAAGGGACAUGACGACACGUCAGGAUGAACGCGUCGGCGAUGAGAUUAAUAUUGGAGGUGGCGUUGGCAAUGAGACUGCGGCCGCCAAUGCCACUGGAUAUCGCAAUUUGCCGCACAGUCCAGAGAUGGCUAACUAUUUGGCCCAUCAACAGCACCUGCUCCAUCACCAGCAGCAGCACCAAGGCCAGGGGCCUGGUCCAGGAGCAGCUCCAAUGAUGUGGCCCCCGCCUCCUCCACCACAUUUGGCUGCCUCAUUUCAGCAUCAUCAGCAUCCACAGCAACCACAUCAGCAACAAGCACCGCCGCCACCGCCGCAUAUGUACAACGAAUACUUAUACAACUUGACCUAUUCCGGCCAGACUGGUCCGGAAACCUAUUCUGUGCUGCCUGUGGGCCAUGGCAACUUUCUCAAGGUCUACCACCGUCCCGAGAAUCCGGUCAAUGAUGCUAAUGCUGCCCUCUAUACGCAUAUCAAUAUGACGUCACUAAACCAGCAUCCCCAACAUCAGCACGCCCAGGUGCAGCCAGCACCGGCGCAGGCACAGCCCACCCCACUCUAUGAACUGUUUGCCACCAAUCCCCUGCUGCCGAAACCCGAAAUGAAUUUGGCAGGAGCAACUCAACCGCAAUCGCAGCCGGCAAUUCCUCAUGCUCCUCCUGCAUCGGCUGCACCGAUGUAUCAACCAUUUGAGGAGCCACCGAGCAAUGCCAAUCUGCUGAUAAAUAAUCUGGUAAAUAAUUGGUCACCCAAUCUAACGGGAGGCAGUUACAUACAAUUCGGUGGCAGCGAUGAGGUCAAGGAGAAUGUCAAUAUCAAUAUCCAGAAAGAGUCCUCGCCCAGUCACCAGCAGCAGCAGCAGCCACUGCCACCCGUGGUAUCUGAACCGCCAGUGUUGAAGUCUGUCCAAGCUAUGCCGUCUCCCACACCGCCACCAAAGCCAACAAAAACGAUUCCCCCAUUGGCCAGCAGCAUUCCUCCCAAAUCCACAUCCACUGCCCAAGGAACCAAGUCGCCAAUUGUCGUGACAGAUCGGCCGGAGGCCAAAAAGCGGAUAGUUGCCGAAGUAAAGCCCAUGCCCAUGUCCUAUUCGGAUGUGCUAAGUAAAGGAACACACACCAGCAGCAAUUCGGCCCGAAAUGAAGGUCGCUCCGAGAGUCUUGGCCAGCAGCAACAACAACAACAACAGCAACGGCGGCAAGGCAAGGAUCUGGGAGAUGGCAGCAAUCGAGAGAUGCGCAUGUCAAAGCGUUCACCGUUACAUGAGCCGAAGGAUAUGCAGCAAUCUAAUCAAGUGACGACAUCCACUGGACAUGGGCGUAAUAAGAAGCGUGGAGGUCAGAAUACCCAUCAGGCAGGAAGAGAUCAUAAACUGCCACCACUACAACAACAACAGCAGCAACCCCAACAACAACAGCAGCAGCAUCAGAAUCAACUGCCAUCCGUUCAAGCUCCUCCUCAGAUGAAGACAAGCAAGGCAAAUGCGAUUAAUCAGGAGAAGAAACGUUUCAUCCAGCCAAAGAUUAACCAUAAUCAGGCCAGCAAUGGCUUUGCCCUCAAAUCCUCAAAUGAUCAUAGUAAAAAUAAUUCAUCCUCUGCUUCCUCCUUGGCAUCAUCGUCGGCAUCGUCCUCAUCAGCCUCCAGCUCCAGCAGCCAACCAACACCAGUUCCCACUACACAAUCUCGCAGAUCCAACAACAAUAACAAAAGCAACUCCAAUACCAAUCAAUCGAAUCAAUCAGGUAGCAAACGCUAUUCAUCCUCGUCAAACACAAACAUGGGCUCGAAUAGCACCAGUUCCGGCUAUUCAUAUUCAUCGAAACGCAGCAAUCGCAACAAUGUGUAUGCCUCCUCAUCCUCAAACUCACCAUCUCAUCACGCCGGUGGCCUUAGCAAUGGCAGCGGCAGCAGCUUAACAUCCAGUCGCAAUUACGAGCUGGCCAAACGCAUUCUUCGCACCUGGUGGAUCUACACACUUAAACUGCUCACCUGGCUAUUCUAUCUGGUCUACGACAUCAUUGUUCUCGGCUGCAGCAUGGCCUAUGAGCGUCUAACCAUUGGUUAUGUCUCCGGACUGGCCUAUGCCCGGCAACUGCACAAGGAGCUUAAGCAGAAUUCUGGCAAGCCAAGCAUCUGGUGGCGUAACUAUUGGCGUCGCUUUGACGCUCGCUUUGCCAAGACAUCGCGAUGGGCCCUCUGGCGGCGUUUCUAUAAACGUAAACCGCCCGAGAACACUGCCGAGCAGUUCAAGACUGGACGCCUGCCUCAAACGGGCGAAGAGGCCAUGUAUUCGCUACUAAAUUGUAAAGGCAAAGAUGCAUACAGCAUAUUGGGUGUUCCGCCGGACAGUCCACAGGAGCAGAUACGUAAGCAUUAUAAAAAGAUUGCCGUGCUGGUGCAUCCCGAUAAAAAUAAACAAGCUGGCGCUGAAGAGGCAUUUAAGGUGCUCCAGCGAGCAUUUGAGUUGAUUGGUGAACCGGAAAAUCGUCUGAUUUAUGACCAAAGCAUAGCCGAAACGCUGCAUGCGGAGAAGGCCUGGACAGAGUUGCACGAUUUGUUGUCCCAACUGCAAACCAAAAUGGCCGAAGCAGCCAACACUAUAAGAUGCAGCACCUGCGCCCAGCGUCAUCCGCGCAAACUGACCGAUCGUCCUCAUUACGCGGCCCGUGAAUGCGCCUCCUGUAAGAUACGUCACUCGGCGAAAGAUGGCGAUAUUUGGGCUGAGACGAGCAUGAUGGGAUUACGCUGGAAAUAUUUGGCUCUCAUGGAUGGCAAGGUGUACGAUAUAACCGAAUGGGCCAAUUGCCAAAAGGGGGCGUUGUCCCAUUUGGAACCCAAUUCGCAUAUGGUUCAGUAUCGCAUUGUACGUCACUCUACCCAGCAGCAACAGCAGCAGCAGCAACAACAACAACAGCAGCAACAACAGCAGCAGCAGCAGCAGCAACAACAACAACAACAGCAGCAGCACCAUCACCAGCAACAGCAACAUCACGACCGUGGCAGUCAUCAUCCUGGCGCUGCUGCAAGUGGCGUGAGCGAAGCAACGUUGCACGAGUUUUUGGAUAAUUUGUAUAGCGGUCAGCAUCCAGGUGCACCCAAUGCUCCGCCUUUUGCAGGCAAUUCACGUCGUCGUACGCGCCGUAACUAACCGGAGCACUCCGCCCUCCCUAGUGUGGCCUAAUCUUAAGUGUUUUUAAAAUCUCUAACCUAACAAUUAAUAAUGAUAACAACAUAAACAUAUAAUAUACAAUAUAUAUGCCCAUGCAUUGCAGUCGGCUGCAUGGUUUUUAA
Molecule: messenger RNA, 3662 nt
Organism: Drosophila willistoni
Lineage: Eukaryota; Metazoa; Arthropoda; Insecta; Diptera; Drosophilidae
Exons: 6
Coding region: 382-3519 (1045 amino acids)
Molecular function (GO): dopamine receptor binding
Source: RefSeq, a predicted model, not a curated record